GUGGUUUUUUCCAACAAUAAAUAGAUGCUUCUCUUUUGUUUCCUCUUUCUAUCUCUUUCUUAAUCUCUCCUUCUCACCUUCUCUUGCUAUUAUUGGUCAUAUUCAAUAUGGGAAGAGGAAAGACGGAGAUGAGGAGGAUUGAGAAUGCUACAAGUAGGCAGGUGACCUUCUCUAAACGCCGAAAUGGACUUCUGAAGAAGGCCUUUGAGCUUUCAGUACUUUGUGAUGCUGAGGUUGCUCUCAUCGUCUUCUCUCCGCGUGGCAAGCUCUAUGAGUUUGCUAGCUCCAGCAUGCAGGAGACAAUUAACCGAUACAUGGUGCAUUCAAAGAACACAAACAUUGAAAAGAGAAUGCCUGAACAAAAUGCACAGCAGCAAUUGAAGCUUGAAGUUGCAGCCAUGGCAAAGAAGAUUGAGCUUCUUGAAGGCUACAAAAGGAAGCUCUUGGGUGAGAGUUUGGGAUCAUGCUCAAUGUUUGAAUUACAUGAAAUAGAGUCUCAACUGGAGAAGAGCCUGAGAAACAUAAGAGGGAAAAAGCAACACAUGCUAGCUGAACAAAUUGCGGAACUGAAAGAAAGGGAAAAGACUCUCACUGAAGAAAACUUGGUAUUGCGCCAUAAGGCAGAGGUUUCAUUGCAGUUAAAUGAGAAUAGAGAAUCUGUUGAGAAUAAUGAAAACGAUGAAGAAGAUAUUGAAGUAGAGACAGAACUGUUCAUUGGGAGGCCGGGGAGCAGAAGACAGUGCAACAUUAAUGCUUGAUUGGUUUGCUAAGUUUUUAAAUCAUAAUCCAAAUGAUUUUAGUGUUUUCAUGGGUUGAAUGCAUGCUUGAUUGCUCAUAUCCAGUAAUAUGUAAUAAAAGUGGCAAUUGUCAAGCAAUAAAAUGUAAUAUUUUCGUAAUUUUUCUGGAAAACAUAUCAACAGUUAAAAACAUAAGGCCUGUUUGU
This is a messenger RNA of Dioscorea cayenensis subsp. rotundata (Guinea yam), 943 nucleotides long. RefSeq names its product MADS-box protein SOC1-like. Gene Ontology annotation, cellular component: nucleus. Gene Ontology annotation, molecular function: RNA polymerase II cis-regulatory region sequence-specific DNA binding; protein dimerization activity; DNA-binding transcription factor activity, RNA polymerase II-specific. The record is from RefSeq and is a predicted model, not a curated record. NCBI's taxonomy places the organism in Eukaryota, Viridiplantae, Streptophyta, Magnoliopsida, Dioscoreales, Dioscoreaceae. Bases 108 to 758 code for a protein of 216 amino acids. Gene Ontology annotation, biological process: positive regulation of transcription by RNA polymerase II. The transcript has 8 exons.